Messenger RNA from Anastrepha ludens (Mexican fruit fly), 1110 nucleotides. RefSeq names its product heparan sulfate glucosamine 3-O-sulfotransferase 6 (gene Hs3st-B). NCBI's taxonomy places the organism in Eukaryota, Metazoa, Arthropoda, Insecta, Diptera, Tephritidae. The coding region runs from base 1 to 1110 and encodes 369 amino acids. The record is from RefSeq and is a predicted model, not a curated record. Gene Ontology annotation, molecular function: [heparan sulfate]-glucosamine 3-sulfotransferase activity. The transcript is spliced from 4 exons.
AUGUUUGUGAUGAACUGGUUCAACAAUCUGAGUAAUCGCAGCUUGGCGAUAACGCUGCUAAUUUGCAUAUCCUUAAUAUAUGUAUCAUAUACAUUUAAUUCGUGCCUAUUGACGAGUAUUAGUCGUACAUUCCAAAAGAAUCCCUUACGCAGUCUGCUCUUCUCCACCGUAAGCGUAAAGAAUCGUGGGCCCUCCGCUGUACGCAUUAUGCCGCUAAGUGGCUCAAACAGCAACAGCAACAAUAACAACGCUAAUAAUAAUGCAAGCACCGCAACGCAGGAGGCCGCCGACGGUUCACCCAAAUAUCGUUUCCUGCGCCAACAAGGCCUACAUCCGUCGCGUCAUCUUCCCGACACGCUCAUCAUUGGCGUGAAGAAGAGUGGCACACGCGCUCUACUUGAAUUCAUACGGCUGCAUCCGGAUGUACGCGCCGCCGGCUGUGAAGUGCAUUUUUUUGAUCGCCACUAUCAGCGUGGUUUGCGCUGGUAUCGCCACCAUAUGCCGUAUACCAUCGAGGGUCAGAUAACAAUGGAGAAGACGCCAAGCUAUUUUGUGACAAAGGAGGUACCUCAGCGGGUGCAUCAAAUGAAUGCGGCGACAAAGCUUCUCAUAGUGGUGCGUGAUCCCGUUACACGCGCCAUAUCCGACUAUACACAAGCGGCCAGCAAAAAAUCGGAUAUGAAACGUUUCGAAGAUUUAGCCUUCGUCAAUGGUUCUUUCGCUGUAGUUGACACCGCCUGGGGACCAGUCAAAAUAGGUGUUUACUCACGUUAUCUGGAGAAAUGGUUGAAAUACUUUCCGCUCUCCCAACUACUUUUUAUCAGCGGCGAACGACUCAUUAUGGAUCCAGCUUACGAGAUUGGGCGUGUGCAAGACUUUUUAGGUCUCAAACGUGUCGUGACCGAGAAGCAUUUUUACUUUAAUGCCACCAAAGGUUUCCCAUGUCUGUUCAAAUCGGAGGCUCGUUCUACGCCACAUUGUUUAGGCAAAACGAAAGGACGCAAUCAUCCACAUAUUGAGGAAGCUGCCAUUGAACGAUUGCGUGAAUUCUAUCGGCCGUUCAAUAAUAAAUUUUAUCAAAUGACUGGCAUCAAUUUCGCAUGGCCCUAG